Molecule: messenger RNA, 636 nt
Organism: Ambispora gerdemannii
Lineage: Eukaryota; Fungi; Glomeromycota; Glomeromycetes; Archaeosporales; Ambisporaceae
Source: the annotation of a GenBank genome assembly
AUGGUAGACAUCAAAAACACUCUCAAUGAGUUAAAAGCAAUCAUAAGCGAUUUAGAGACCCAUGCUACUUCUACUACUGCUUUGACAGGAACAGAUUUAGCCAAUUUGAAAAAGAGAUUAGAGCAUGUAAAAGAUAAAUCCCAGCCCCGACAUACUAAUUUAUCGGCUGAUUUAAACACAGAUUUAAAAGACAUCGAAAAUAUUGACAAAACUAUUGGAGCCGAGAAAUUAAAAACUGAUGCUGAAAUAAAAAAAUUGACCGAUGAAAAAACCCAGUUGACAACUGAUUUAAACGCCAAAGAUGCUUUAUUGAAAGAAAAAGACGAAGCCAUUGGCAAUAAGAUUACCAAAGAUUUAAUCGAUAAAUUAGAAAAAGUAAGUAAGUUAGAUUUCAAAAAGCAACCCAAAAAGAAUGCUGAUGGAACCGAUAUGAAAGAUAAAGAUGGCAAUAUUAUUUAUGAGGAAAUUGUUGAUUUAUCACCUUUGAAAACUUUACUAACUGAAUUAAAAGAUAAAAAGGUGGAAGUAGAUAGUAGCAAAUUAGCCACUAAUGAUAAACUUGAUGAAGUAAAGAACAAAUUGGAAGAAGUAGCCAAAAAAGAAAGUGGUAGUGAUAAGUCGCAAAUUGGCGUAUGA